Molecule: messenger RNA, 1308 nt
Organism: Condylostylus longicornis
Lineage: Eukaryota; Metazoa; Arthropoda; Insecta; Diptera; Dolichopodidae
Product: sodium channel protein Nach-like
Exons: 9
Biological process (GO): sodium ion transmembrane transport
Cellular component (GO): membrane
Molecular function (GO): ligand-gated sodium channel activity
Source: RefSeq, a predicted model, not a curated record
AUGAUGGGUCGCCUUAUGAAGUUGAAUGGGUCGAAUUUUGUUCAUGGACCACAUUUUGUCGACGGUUGCUUCAGAUUAUAUUAUGCUGUAAUAUUUAGUGUUCUAAUACCAUUUUGUGGAAGAUUUUUAAUAAGCGUAUAUAACAGUUUUAUGAUUUCAUCAAUAUCUUUUACAUUGGAUACUCUUUUUUUAGAUUGGAAUACGUCAUUUGCAAGUAUAACAGUAUGUGAAAUUUAUGAUAGAAGAAAAAAUUUUCAUUUAAUUAACGAGAUUUUUGGUCCAGAAAAUGAUCCUUUACUUUAUGAUUUUAUUAAUGAAGUAACAUUUUUUAGUGGUUCAUGUGCAAGUUGUUCACAAUGUAAUACAAAUUUUUCAUGUCCAGCAAAUUUUAGUGAUAUAAUACCAAGUUUUCGUACACAAUGUUCAAAUUUAUUAUCAAAUUGUCAAUGGAAUGAAUUACCAUUUAAAUGUUGUGAUAGAUUUAAAUUUGUAAUGACCGAAUUUGGACAAUGUUAUUCUUAUAAUUCAAUACAAGUUGGGUAAAUAAAUGUUAUAUAAUAUUAUAAUAUAGUAUUACAGAUUUGGUAUUUAUUUAAUGUAAUUAGUGGAGAAUUAUAUUAUAUGAAUCGUGAAACAGGACCUGGAAAAUUAUCUUUUAUUGUGCAUGAAAGUAUUCAAAUUCAUAUUCAUCCAACAAAUGAUAUUCCAUAUUUGUAUGCAGAGGGUGUUAUUAAAGAAACAAUUAUUAAAGGUUCAAAAAAAGAAAUUAUUUUAAAUGUUAUGGAAAUAUUUAAUGAUCCAUCAGUUUAUCAUACAUCACCGAAAUUCCGAAAUUGUCGUUUUCCUAAUGAACUGUUAAUUAAUGGGGGUCGUUUAUUUACACAUUAUGGUUAUUCAACAUGUAUUGUUGAAUGUGUAGUUGACAUGCAUAUACAAACUUGUGGCUGUCAAUUUUUCAAUCAAAAAGAUAGUGAUUCAUUGUGUAAUAUCGAAGGUUUACAAUGUUUAUCGAAAAAUUUUGAUAAUUUUGUUGAAAAUCGUCAAGACUGUAAGUGUAUGUCAUCUUGUGAAGAACCGGAAUACAAUAUAGUUUUCACUUCCCCAGAACAGUUCAACAAAAGCAGUAAUUUUUCAAGUAUUUCAGUAGCAAUGAUUGAUUUACCAACAGAACGAUAUAUACGAAAUGUUGUAAAAACCGAUUUGGAUUUAUUUAUUUCAAUUGGUGGUAUUGUUGGUUUAUUUUUUGGCUUAUCAUUUAUCUCGAUUAUUGAAGUUGUCUACGUAAUUUUAGAUAAAAAGAAAAUAUAG